Messenger RNA from Closterium sp. Naga37s-1, 1746 nucleotides. Lineage: Eukaryota; Viridiplantae; Streptophyta; Zygnematophyceae; Desmidiales; Closteriaceae. The record is from the annotation of a GenBank genome assembly.
AUGUCCAUCAUGCCACGCACACCCAUCUCUCCCUUUUUCCCACUCCCCAUCCUCACACACGCAGCUGAGCCAGAGGUGCUGAUCAAGGGCAAGGGGUCAAGCAGCGACCUGCACCAACCAAUCCAUUCUGCACAUUCGGACGAGGAUGCGGAUGGAGAUGCCUAUGCGGAUUGCUGCCUCGCGUCAAGCAGAGCUGGUUUCACGGCAGGGGCAGCAGGGGCAGCAGGGCCGUACAGGAGGAUGGGUGCAAGCGAGGACGGAGCAGACACAAGGGCAGAGCGUGGAGACGAGCGUGUGCCUGCUACUGUAUCCACUGCUGCACUGCCUGCAGCAGGGCUGGGUCACAGGAGGGGCAGCGAGGGCAACAACGAUGGGGUGGUUGCAGGGGGCAGCGGGAAGGGAGGUUUGGGUGGGCUCUCCGGGUCCUCAAAACCCCCACCCUCUCCACUCCACUCUACCUCUUCCUCCCUUUCACCUCUCCCUUCUCCUGCCACUCCACGACCCCUCUGCAGCUUCCACGAGUCAUCAGUCCUGGGGGAGGGCGGCUUCGGGCGAGUCUACCGAGGCACCAUCCCCCCUCCACCGCACUCCACCCCCUCCUCCCCGGCUGCUCCUAUCGAAGUAGCAAUAAAGAGGAUGGACCGCGGCGGGCGGCAGGGCGACAGGGAGUUCCUAGUGGAAGUAGAGGUGCUGUCUCGCCUGCACCACCGGCACUUAGUUAAACUUCUCGGCUACUGCGUCGCACCAGGCGAGCACAUGCUGUGCUACGAGUUGGUACCCAACGGCAGCCUGCAUUCCUGGCUGCACGGGACGCACUCGCACCACGCCUUCCUCGACUGGCCGGCGCGGGUCAACAUCGCAGCGGGGGCGGCGCGGGGGUUGGCGUAUCUGCACGAGGGGUCGCAGCCGGCGGUGAUUCACCGGGAUUUGAAGCCGUCCAACAUCCUGCUGGAUGCGUGUAUGAGCGCGAAGCUCGCUGACUUUGGGCUUGCUAAGGCGGCGCCGCAGGGGGCGGAUGAGCACGUGUCCACUCGCGUCAUGGGCACCUUUGGCGCGAAGCUCGCUGACUUUGGACUUGCUAAGGCGGCGCCGCAGGGGGCGGAUGAGCACGUGUCCACUCGUGUCAUGGGCACCUUCGGGUACGUGGCGCCAGAGUAUGCGAUGAAGGGGCAUCUGAUGGUGCCCAGCGACGUGUACAGCUUCGGGGUGGUGCUGCUCGAGCUGCUGUCGGGCCGCAAGGCUGUCGACACCUCCAGGCCGUACGUGGCGCCGGAGUAUGCAAUGACGGGGCAUCUGAUGGUGCCCAGCGACGUGUACAGCUUCGGGGUGGUGCUGCUCGAGCUGCUGUCGGGCCGCAAGGCUGUCGACACCUCCAGGCCACUCGGCCAGGAAAGCCUCGUUCUCUGGGCCCGUCCGCUGCUCGCCAAGCCCACCCGCUACCGCCACCUGCUGGACCCGCGCCUGCUCGCCUGCCCCUCGCCGCCCCCCCCUGCUGCUCUGCACACCGUGGCAGCGCUCGCCAACGCCUGCGUCCACAGCGACCCCGCCGCCCGUCCCUCCAUGAGCACUGUUGUUGAGCUGCUGCGCCGCGCACAACAGACAAGCAGCGCCGACCAGAAGCAACCGUCGUUCGCAUCGCUGCUGUCUCUGGACACGCUGUGUAUGGCGUCGCCCUUGCACCCGCCCUGCCUGGACUCGCCACCAACCCACCUGGCAGCUCCAGCACCCCGCCAGGGUCCUCUCUGA